AAAUAGUUGGAGGUUGUAGGUCACUCAAACUCUAUCCAAGGACGCGCGGACCACUUGAUUCUGCGUGAUGUCUCACGAUGAUCUUUAACUUCUACCGGAAUAUGCCAUUAUAUUGGAAUAUGAGUACGUACGCCAGUUGCAGCAAAAAUAAAAGUGCUUCCUUGUUAUUAGCGGCAAUUUAGACUAGCAGCAUACAACAUAUUUCAAUGGGUUAUAAGAAAAAACGAAGUCGUGAUGAAUCACAAAAUAAUGCUUCACUGAAUGUAACUAUGGCUUCUGUAGCAAUUUUGUUUCUGAUUGUCAGUCCCUUGAGUGUACCGGCUGAGCGUUUUUAUAGAGGAUCAUCGUCAGCUAUCAUAACGGAUUUGUGUCCAUCAACAGAGGAAGAACAUUUGGCGCUAAAUAUUAGCAUCUCUCCUGUGGUGCCGUACAUAUCGUGUGUGUAUAAUUUCGUGACGCAUAUGUAUGAAGUGACAAACUUCACUGGAAAUAACUUCAGUCUAACUUCGGCAGAUGGUGUAGAGCGUCAGUAUGAACAAAUCUUACAUAGACAUUGUUUUGCAAAUAAUUCAGUAAUAAGUUACCGUGAUUUAAGGAAAGUGCCUGACCUGUCUGUUUGGAGCGACAGAUCUGUGCUUAUUUUGGCAGUGCAUCGCCUUAGUUUCACUUCAGAACCCACUUGCCCUGAAAUAUAUGUAUGUGCAAUUUCCAGUGAAAAGUGCAGCAGCAGUUCUCAAUGUUCCACUGGCUUAGGUGAAGUGAGCGGAAGUUGUAUUGAUGAAGUUAACGAAACUCAUUUCUUCUUGUUUCCACUUGCCAGCGCUUUAAAAAUUUCAGUCAGUAAUGUUGGCAAGUAUACAAACCCUUCGAGCAACAAUGUACAUAUGGUUGUUACUACUGGCUAUCGUUUACCACCUGGUGUAUUUACUUGUCCAUCUGGAUUUUUCGCUUGUCAAUCGUUCAAUAAAGUGAUUGAACCUCGAGAUUCUCCAUUAAAUUGGACUUAUCGUAUAUGCUUACCCUUAGAAUUAUGGUGUGAUGGAGUAGAAAAUUGUCCAAUUACAGGAUCAGAUGAACGAAAAUGUUCAAUUUCAUCGCCACCUAUGAAAUAUUCACAUACAAAUGCACAAAUUCUAGAUGAAUAUAAAAUGCUUGGCAGUAUUUUAGAACAAUAUUCAAAGAAUACAAGUUUAUUAAAACUAGUUGGAUAUAAAAAAAUAUCUGAAAAACAAGUUGUAUCUUUUGCAUUAGUUAACAUACUUUCAUUUUCAUUGGGACUGCUUGCAAUGAUCUCAGUGAUAGCUGUUCUAAUUUUUAAGUGUAUAUCAUUAAAAAAGAGAAGACGAAGUAGUACAAUUAAAGUUAUUGAUGAAAAAAGUUAUCAUGAAGUUUCAAACAAUACCAAUAGCAGCAUAAUUAACAAUAAAAUUAAUGGUACUCAUCUAAAAAUUGAUUGUUUUACAGACCAAUCAUCCAAUCAGAAUAAUAUCAAUGAGAAUAACAAUAAUCAUGAGAUAAAUAGAGGAGUAAAUGAUACUUAUAGUGAUUAUUAUCAAUUUCUGCCGAGUAGUACAUAUGAAAAAAUCAUUGUCUGGAUGAUGUAGCCAAAGAAGAAAUUAUUAAACUUAUCAAUGGGGAACCUCAAGAGCAACAACUAACAUUAUCACAUUGAAAGUAUGAUCAUAUAGCAAUGAAGAAAGCGGUUAUUGUACAUUGGCGUGUGUUUAUAUUUUUCAUUCGUCUGUACAUGAAGUUUAUCUUUGUGUUGUACUAAUUGACAAAGUUGUUAUACUCGAAUCCUAUUUCUCAGUGAAUCUCGAUUUUUUUGACUUAUCCUUCAACAUAAUGCCUGGUUCAGUCUGAUCACAUGAGUCUUAUUUCAAUAGGAUGUCUGUAAAACUCACGUAUUUAUCAAGUUCCAUAAAGUAUUCCGGUGAUGACCAGUCAAUAUUUUGUGUCUUUUUUCAUACUUUUAUCAAUUAUGAAACAAUCAUGUUCCUUUUUCUCUUCUCGCUUAUAUUGUCCAUUUUUCCCAAUUAUUAUUUAGUUAUUUAGAGAAAUUUUGAAAUAGUAUUCUUAUCCAUUAUUUUAUAAACGAUUCAGCUUGUCGCCUGAAUUACAUUCUUUGUAGUACUAUUAUCACUUGAUUUACCAACUAUCAUUUUAAAUUUCAUUUAAAAAGUUGAUGAAAUAUGUUCUUAUAUUGUUUAACUUACAGCAUUAUUUUUCAUCGUUGAUUCAUAUUUUCUAUGCAUUAAUUAUAUUAACUACGAUUCGUUACAUCCUGUCUGUAAUUUACAAAUAGAGGUACAUUGCUCGAUGUA
Heterobilharzia americana is the source of this 2324-nucleotide messenger RNA. The record is from the annotation of a GenBank genome assembly. NCBI's taxonomy places the organism in Eukaryota, Metazoa, Platyhelminthes, Trematoda, Strigeidida, Schistosomatidae.